Molecule: messenger RNA, 591 nt
Organism: Sphenostylis stenocarpa
Lineage: Eukaryota; Viridiplantae; Streptophyta; Magnoliopsida; Fabales; Fabaceae
Source: the annotation of a GenBank genome assembly
AUGGAUCCCGGGUUGUUGUAUGACUUAAGCAUGAAUGAUUACCUAAACUUUCUUUGUGUCUCUGGCUAUAACCAGACUCUGCUAAAGGCGUUCUCUGGUGCUCAUUAUCGUUGUCCUGAUAUAAUAAACAUCAUGGAUUUCAACUACCCUACAAUGACAAUACCAAAACUUUAUGGGUCAGUUAGUUUGACACGAAGGGUGAAAAAUGUUGGGUCACCAGGCACUUACAGAGCAAGUCUGAGAGUAUCAGCAGGUCUUUCCAUCUCUGUGAAGCCAAAUGUGCUGAAAUUUGACAAGAUUGGUGAAGAGAAGAGCUAUAAGUUGACAGUGGAAGUAACAAGCCCAGGUGAUGAUGAAGCAUUUGGAGGCAUAACAUGGUCAGAUGGGAAACAUUAUGUAAGGAGUCCAAUUGUAGUUGGUGGGGUUAGAGGAGUUUUUCACGUGCUGGAUAAAACCCAAUUCAUUGAUUUAGGUAAGCUUCACCAACAGUUGAAUUUGGAAGUGAGACGGAAAAGAAGGAGCAAAGCCCUAUCUCAGAUUGCUUUCGUUGGUGUCUUGUGCCAGGGGGGAACGGUGGAUUGCAUGAAAUAA